Messenger RNA from Erigeron canadensis, 1736 nucleotides. Its product is annotated as serine/threonine-protein kinase WAG1-like. The record is from RefSeq and is a predicted model, not a curated record. Gene Ontology annotation, molecular function: protein serine/threonine kinase activity; ATP binding. NCBI's taxonomy places the organism in Eukaryota, Viridiplantae, Streptophyta, Magnoliopsida, Asterales, Asteraceae. Gene Ontology annotation, biological process: protein phosphorylation. Gene Ontology annotation, cellular component: cytoplasm; nucleus; plasma membrane. The transcript has a single exon. The coding region runs from base 60 to 1508 and encodes 482 amino acids.
UUCCUAUACAUAUUUCACAAACCACAUUUCACAUUUCACAAACUCUCAUUUCCAAAACCAUGGAAGAAUUAUCAGACCACCAUCCAAUAUUCACUAGGCAAGACUCAGAUCUUGACCUUAGCUUCACAAGCUGCACAACAACUACUAUUUCGUCAUCGAGCGCGCGAUCCAGUCUCGCGCGCUCCAGCUUAUGUUUAAGCUUCAACGAGUCCACUCGUCUUUCAUCCGUUUCAUUAUCGAACCAAAACCCUUCAACCCAAAUCCCAAAUCUACAUUCUCGACCCCACCGUAAAUCUGACCCUCAUUGGUCUUCCAUCAAAGCCGCCACUAAUCUUUCUUCCGACGGCAGACUCCAUCUUCGUCACCUUAAACUUAUUCGCCUUGUCGGGUCGGGUAACCUCGGCCGCGUGUUUCUUUGUCGUCUUAGAGACUAUGAACACGCAAAUUUUGCUAUCAAAGUUGUUGAUAAACACGCAUUAUCGUCUAAAAAAUUGUCACAUGUACAAACCGAAGGCAGAAUUUUGUCAUCUUUGGAUCACCCUUUUCUUCCAACUUUAUAUGCACAUUUAGAAGUUUCCCAUUACAUAUGUUUUUUAAUAGAUUUUUGUCCUAAUGGAGAUCUUCAUUCCUUGCUUCGCAAGCAACCGAAUUAUCGACUUCCAGUCAACUCGGUUCGGUUUUUUGCAGCAGAGGUUUUAGUAGCUCUUGAAUAUCUACACUCGUUAGGUAUCGUUUAUCGCGAUUUAAAGCCCGAAAAUAUUUUAAUACGAGAAGAUGGUCAUAUUAUGUUGUCAGAUUUCGAUUUAUGUUUCAAUGCUGAAGUAACACCAAAACUUGAAAACAGAACAGAACAGAGUAGUCGAACAAAAAAACAACAAACGAGUCGAUGUUUUGGUAACCGAAAAUAUAGGACUAAAAGGGAGAUUGUAACAGAGUUUGUAGCUGAACCAACUUCAGCUUAUUCAAAAUCAUGUGUUGGGACACAUGAAUAUUUAGCACCCGAGUUGGUCAACGGUAGUGGUCAUGGAAACGGGGUUGACUGGUGGGCAUUUGGUGUUUUAAUAUACGAAUUGUUAUACGGAAAGACCCCGUUUCGUGGCGCGACUAAAGAGUCGACGUUACGAAAUAUAGGAAAAAAUGGGGUGGUUUUUGAAGAGACUAAUUUAGUUGAGCCCGGAAUGGAGGAGGCUAAAGAUUUAAUACUAAAGUUGUUGGUCAAGGACCAGAGGACCAGACUGGGGUGUGCAAGAGGUGCAACUGAUAUUAAACAACACCCGUUUUUUGACGGGAUCAAGUGGCCGUUGAUUAGGACGUAUAGCCCGCCGGAGCUCCGUGGGAUGGUGGUUAAGAGGACUAGUAGACCACAUGGUGGUAACGUAAGUACAAUGUCUAAGAGACGGCGUUGGAUUUGGAAGGGGCUUAGUUGUCUAUUGAUGAAAAGUAAGGGAGCAAAAAAGAACUUGAAUUCAAACCAAAAUUAUUAUUGUUAUAGUAAAAAUGUGGUUUAAGAUAAAUAGUUAAAGUUGAGGGGCCGAUUAAGAAAUUUUGCUGGAGCUUAUUUAUCUUGGCUGAUGAGAUACUCUGAUGGUAUUAAGUUUUAGCCCUUUAGAUUUUAUUUUUUUUAAUAGUGAAAGGGUGAUAUUGUAAAAAGAAAUUAUGCGCCCUACUAUUUCUAAUGUUUUAUUAUUAGGAAUAUUAAUUUGAAAUAUAUGCUUUUAUAGCUCUUUUUGUGUGAA